AUGCAAAAUCUACACCAGAAAAAUCCAGUGCAUGAAUCAAAGAAGUCUCUUGAGAAGAUUGUGCAUGAAUCUACAAAGUCUCCAAAGAAGCCUGAGAUGGCUGAAGUGAAUGUCUCGACUGUUGUCAUCAAACCGGUGGAACCUGUUGAUGAUACUGUAGUGGCAGAGAAAAUUCCUUCGAAAACUGGUGUUUUUCGUCGUUUGAAGAAAAGGUCUAGGGGUUCCAGAAAAUCUUCUGAUGGUGGAUCAAAAUUUUCUCCUUCUAAUGUUCGUAAACCACAACUCUCUCAUCAAGGAGUUAUUUUUAGAGAGGUUCCAGCUCUAGUCUCGCCUCUAUCUAAGAAACGAAGAGCUGAAGAUGUGGCCAAACAUAUUUCGAAGAAGAAGAAAAGACAAAGAAAGUUGGUUAUUCAAGAGGCAUCUUCUGAAGAAGAAAUUGUUCCUGAAACACCAUAA
This is a messenger RNA of Lactuca virosa, 456 nucleotides long. NCBI's taxonomy places the organism in Eukaryota, Viridiplantae, Streptophyta, Magnoliopsida, Asterales, Asteraceae. The record is from the annotation of a GenBank genome assembly.